AUGGGGCAUGGGGCGGUGCGGGCGUUGCGGGCAGCCCUGGCCCUGGGGCUACUGGCCGCGGCUCGGCCCGGCCCGGGACCUCGGCAGCGGCGGCAAGCGGAGCUGUUCCUGGAGAAAUACGGAUACUUGGGACAUCUGGGACCCGGCACCCACAGCCCUGCCGAGUUCAGGGAGGCAGUGAGGAAUUUCCAGCGGGUGACCCACCUCCCCCCCAGCGGGCUCCUGGAUGCUCCCACACUCCAUCAGAUGGCUCUGCCCCGCUGUGGGACGGGGGAUGGGAAGAGCCGGGAUUCUGCCUCCCCGCGCCACCGGCGCAACACCCAGCACGGUGGGAGGUGGUACAAGAGGCACCUGAGCUACCGGGUGGUGAACUGUCCCUCCUACCUGCCCCAGCACGAGGUCCGUCUGGCUGUCAGAGCUGCUUUCCAGCUCUGGAGCAACGUGUCCUCUCUGGUGUUCUGGGAGGUGCAGGAUGGCCCAGCUGACAUCCGUUUGACUUUCUUCCACGGGGAUCACAACGAUGGACUCAACAAUGCCUUUGAUGGACCAGGAGGUGCUCUGGCCCAUGCCUUCUUCCCCCGGAGAGGAGAAGCCCACUUUGACAGCGCCGAGCGCUGGUCCCUGCGCAGCGGCAAAGGGCGCAACCUCUUUGUCGUGGUGGCACACGAGGUUGGGCACACCCUGGGGCUGGAACACUCCCCUGUCAAGAGUGCCCUGAUGUCUCCCUACUACAAGAAGCUCAGCAAGGAUUUUGUCCUCAGCUGGGAUGACAUCUUGGCUGUCCAGAACUUGUACGGAAAGCCUUCCACAGGCUCAGCCAUCCAGCUGCCAGGAAAGGUCUUCACUCACUUCCAGGACUGGAAUAUGGACCUUUACAGCAAGGACCACAAACGGAGGAGCCUCAGCUCCUAUUACUGCCACUCCUUCUUUGAUGCCAUAACUGCUGACGCGGAUCACAACCUCUACAUCUUCAAGGGCUCUCACUUCUGGGUGGUGCCUCCGAGCGGCAACGCCAGCGACCCCCGGGCCCUGCAGAGCCGCUGGCCCGGGCUCCCCGCGGGCAUCGACGCCUGUGCCUGGUCCCAGCUCAGCCACAAGUUCUACUUCUUCAAAGGUGGGCGAUGCUGGUGCUACAGGGGCUCCACCUUGGAGCCAGGGUUCCCCCAGAAAUGCAGCACCCGUGGGCUCCCCCGGCACCCCGACACCGCGCUCUACUUCCAGCAGCUCCGGCGCCUGAUCCUCUUCAAAGGAGCCAAAUACCUGGUGGUGAAGGAGGAGACCCUGGAUGUGGAACCCUACUACCCCCGCAGCCUGAGGGACUGGCAGGGUUUGCCCCCUGGCACGAUGGGGGCUGUCACCCACCCCGAUGGCUUUGUCUACUUCUUUCGGGAUGAUCAGUACUGGCAAUUCGACCAGGGGAAGCUGCAAGUGGUGGCCAGUGGCAAGUGGGCCACUCAACUGCCCUGGAUGGGCUGCUGGGAUGCAAACAGUGAGCAGGUCAUCUUCUGAGCUUGGAUCCCUUUUUUGGUUGACUCGGGAUUCUUGUCCUGGGAUGAUUUGGCAAGGACCAGCAUGUUGGAGCUGGAUGCCACGGCAUGGUGGUGGAGCAGGGAUGCUGCUGGGAUGAGACAAUCACCAUCUCCCGUGGGACUGCCACAGCCAGGUGGGCUGGAAGCUCUGAGAAACAAUAUUUUUAAAAAGGAACAAACACAAGAAAAUGUUGGAAGCCAUGGGGAAUGCAAACAGCCCCCUUCCUGGGCAAGACAGGGUUACAUGGUUCUUUCAGACUGGGGCUGGAGUUUGUUGUACUUAAGCUGUUGUUUUCCUACAGCUGGGCAAGGAGGUGGCUUCUGCUUUGGAGCUAGGGUGGCUUGGGGUUGUUUCCUGGUUAAAACCAAAAGAAAAGAGCUAUUUGGGCAAAAAUAAGGGUCUGUGUUGAGUUUCACCAUGUGCUCAGAGCCUCCUGCUAUGCCCCUUCCCUUGCCUUGAGGGGUCAGAACCUCGAGGAGGAAAUCCCAACCCUCAGGUGAGGCACCAGCUGGAGACACCAACCCUGGAGGGAUUUGGGGGGGAUUUUUUGGGCAGCAAACCCUCUUUGGGUUCAGAGGAGGGGGUUACAGCAGAACUGCUGCCCCUGUCACUGUGGAGCUCGAGCUCUCUAAUGUGUUUGGGAGGACUGGGUGGAUUCUCUGGUGUCUGGUAGGGGUUGUGCUCACCUGGCAGCCUUUCUCAUGUGCAGGGAAAGUGUUUGUGCUCUGCUCUGUCUGCAAGAUCUCAAUGAGUUUUUGAGUCCCCUCUGCCACAAUUGGUUGAACAAGGGUGACAAAUCCCUGGGGGAGGCAGGGAAGAGGAGAGGGUGAGCAGGACAGACAGAAAUGUCCUUGCAGGCUCAGGAGGACGGCUCAGCUGUGUAUUCCUCAUUCCUUUCCCAAAGCAGCUCCCCACCUGGAAAUACUGCUGGCUUCUGGGCACCCAGACACCCCUCACAUCUGCAAAGAGCCAUCAGUCACCUCCUGCAACCUGGGGGACAGAGUCAGGGCCCCCAGCCUUGAGCUUGGGUGGCAGCAAAUGCCAGCAGCCCUUGGGCCAGGGCUCAGCCUCCUGAAAAUGAUCUUUGGUUGAGAGAAAUGAGGAUUUUCCCCACACUGGGCUUGUCCAUGGGUGAGCUGCUGCUUCUCUGAUGGUCUCCCAGGACUCAGCCCCCAGUGAUGGGUGCCCUGCUUCAGGUGGGUGGCUUCAGCAUGGGUCUGUGGGUGGUCCUGCCAUGCUCAGAACCAACACGAGUGGCUCUGUCCACUUUUUGUGGUAUUUGUGAGCAAGCCCUUGCUGGGCAGACAUGGCCCUGGUGCCUUCAUCUGCUCAGUUUAAAACCUCAGGGGAUUUUCAAUGUUGCCAAAGAAAUGGGGCUGUGCCAUUUUGAUUUUGCAUUGGAGGGGAUAAGGAGGUGACGUUGCUUCCAGGGAGUCCCAAGGGCUUGGAGAUUUGAUGGCAAA
Molecule: messenger RNA, 2993 nt
Organism: Calypte anna (Anna's hummingbird)
Lineage: Eukaryota; Metazoa; Chordata; Aves; Apodiformes; Trochilidae
Gene: MMP28
Product: matrix metallopeptidase 28
Exons: 8
Coding region: 1-1509 (502 amino acids)
Biological process (GO): extracellular matrix organization; collagen catabolic process; proteolysis
Cellular component (GO): extracellular matrix
Molecular function (GO): metalloendopeptidase activity; zinc ion binding
Source: RefSeq, a predicted model, not a curated record